GGUGAGCUUUCUGAAAUUACGCUGACAUUGUUGGCUAACUUUGCUAGCUGUUAGCAUUGUGCAGUCGUUCGCUGGGCAAAUUAUUGCUACUGUAGCAGUUAAUCGAGACGACGCUAACAGUUGGUAACAUUAGCCUCCAGCUUUGCAUUGUGCUCCAGGUGAAAAUAGACCUGAGAGAAGAUUGAUGAUCCAGGUGUUUUCUAGUGUUUGAAACGUAAUUCAAGCAACUGUUAGGAAACUUGACUUGUACCCUGGUGAGUGGCAGUUUUCCUUUGAGCACGGAGAGGUCUGAGUGAAGGCUGAAAGAUGGUCUGAUGGACCGCCGCUUCUUCCUGACCUUCCUCGUCUGUUCAGUGUUGUGGAUCUUCUUCUGGGAAGUACGCUGGAAGAAAGGAAAGGAAAGUCAGAUUGAGGAAUGGCUCCAAGGACAUAGCCUCUCUCAAUACAGGCACUUGUUUGAAGAUGUACAGACACUGGAGGAACUGAGUCUCAGUGUACUGAGUCGUCUGGAAGAGGUGGUAAAGGAACAGCAGCGCUGGAGGGAAAUUGCAGAGGCCCAUAUCCUGCUGUUUAGAGACUUUGCCUUCCAGGAGUGGCUUUGCUCCCAGAACCUGGAGCACUAUUACCAUACACUGAAGACCUUGCGUUGUAUGAAUCUGGACGAUCUAUCCCAGUUUGACAGUCAGCUGCAGCUGUCUCUAGCUGCUUGGGGAUACUACUACGAAGACUACCUAAAGUUGUCUACAGGCAUCAGGAUCCUCCAAAACUCCAGAGGGAGUCGUGACCAAGACUACGAGAUCCGGCUGGUACACAGCCUUGCUGUGAGGCGUCUGAAUGAGAAGUGGACGAUUGCGGGAGCUCUCAUAUUUGGCUGUACUGUGGCGCUGUGCUUCUUGAUAAGGGACCUCAUGUUUUACGUGAUUGGUGGAAUUACUGUUUCCAUCAUAGCGUUUGUCUUCACCAUCAAGUUCCUCUGUGAGCUUGCAGCGCGGGUGGUCAGUUUCCUGCAGAAUGAGGAUCCAGGGCGACGCGGUGACCGCAGCAUCUACGACUAUGUCCGGGGCAACUACCUUGACCCACGUUCCUGCAAGGUGUCAUGGGAUUGGAAGGAACCGCAGGAAGUGGGGCAGACUAUGAGCUUUAGAGUCCAGCUGUUCUAUAAGAAUGGACAGCCUUUUCCGGCCCACCGGCCUGUGGGGCUGAGGGUCAACAUUACUCACAUCGAAUUGGCUCUGGACAUCCCUGUUACACAGGAGGUUCUGCAAGAACCAGAGUCUAAUGUAGUCAAAGUGGCCUUCACUGUGCGCAAGGCCGGACGCUAUGAGGUUGCUGUCAAGCUGGGUGGCCUCAAUGUGGCCUACAGCCCUUAUUACAAGAUAUUUCAGCCAGGUACAGUUGUCCCAUCCAAAACCAAGAUAGCCUACCAUUUCUCCACCCUGGUGCUAACAAAUGGCCAGCAGCACACUUUGCAGAUUGAGCCCAGGGACGAGUAUGGAAACCCCACCAGUAACUCCACAUCUCUCACAGAUGAAGCCAACUACAGCAUCCAUGUGCACUCUCUGGGCACGGUGGAUGAUGACGGUCUGGAGGAGUACUACAGUAAGUCCGUGUCGCUCAACAAGCAGCAGUGCCAGGUUCUGCUGCGGCUGGUUCUGAGGAAGACAGGCUGUUUCAGGGCCCGCAUCUCCUACAAGGACCAGCCGCUCAGCAACGGGGAAUUUGACAUUAUUGUUCUCAGUGAGAAUGAGAAGACCUGUGUGGAGAAGAAUGUGUCCACUCCAGGCAUAAGUAUCUACUUUGAGGCAUACCUUUACAGCAAUGGGAACUACAGUUCCUCGUGGCAGUUACCAGCCUCCUCUUUCCUGGGUCCUCAGAGGAGGCCCUCCAUGGGAGAAGAGGAGGAUGAGCAUGACUCUCCUGUGGAGGGACAACCUGAGAAAGUUAAGAAACCAAAAAAGGUCUACUGUUACAUAUCGCCAAAGCAACUAUCCGUGAAGGAGUUCUACCUGAAAAUUAUUCCGUGGCGCCUUUUCACCUUUCGAGUAUGUCCAGGAACGAAGUUUACCUAUUAUGGUCCUGACCCAGUUCACAAGAACCUAACUCUAGUGGUGGAUGAUGGGAUACAGCCUCCUGUGGAGCUCAGCUGCAAAGACAGAAACAUCAUGGCUGCCACCUUCAUUCGCUUCUUGCACAAGAACAUUGGUGGCUCUGAAACGUUUCAAGAUAAGGUGAACUUCUUCCAACGUGAGCUCAGGCACAUUCACUCCAAGAGACCUCGCACCAAGACCUGCCUAAAAAUCACUCGACACUCCCUUCUGGACUCAUCCCUGAAGGCUACCAGGAACUUCUCUGUGUCAGACUGGAGUAAGAACUUUGAGGUUGUGUUUCAGGAUGAAGAAGCUCUAGACUGGGGAGGACCUCGCAGGGAGUGGUUUGAGCUGGUGUGUAAGACCCUCUUCGACACCUCCAACCAGCUGUUCACCCGCUUCAGUGACAACAACCAGGGCCUGGUGCACCCAAACGCUGACCGGCAACCCCAACUACGUCUUAAGAUGUAUGAGUUUGCAGGUCGGAUCGUAGGGAAGUGUCUGUAUGAGUCUGCCCUGGGUGGGGCCUACAAACAGCUGGUCCGAGCUCGCUUUACACGGUCCUUCUUGGCCCAAAUCAUUGGCCUCCGGAUGAACUACAAGUACUUUGAGACGGAUGACCAGGAGUUCUACAAAACUAAGGUCUGCUUCAUCCUAAACAAUGACGUGAGUGAAAUGGACCUGGUGUUUGCCGAGGAGAAGUACAGCAAGUCGGGACAGCUGGAGAAGGUGGUGGAGCUGAUAUCAGGGGGUUCUCAAAUCGCUGUUAACAAUGAAAACAAGAUGCAUUAUCUCAACCUCCUGGCCCAGUACAGACUGGCUAGCCAGGUGAGAGAGGAGGUGGAACACUUCCUGAAAGGUUUGAACGAACUGGUUCCAGAAAACCUGCUAGCCAUAUUUGAUGAGAAUGAGUUGGAGUUGCUGAUGUGUGGCACCGGCGAUAUUAACGUGCAGGACUUCAAGGCCCAUGCAGUGAUUGUCGGAGGAUCGUGGCACUUCAGAGAGAAAGUGAUGAAGUGGUUCUGGGCCGUGGUGUCCAGCUUCACCCAGGAGGAGUUGGCUCGUUUGCUGCAGUUCACCACCGGCUCCUCUCAGCUCCCCCCUGGAGGAUUCAACACCCUUUGCCCCUCCUUCCAGAUAAUUGCUGCGCCCACACACAGCACCUUGCCCACUGCACACACGUGUUUUAACCAGCUGUGCCUCCCUACGUACGAUUCCUAUGAAGAGCUGCACAAGAUGUUGAAGCUGGCCAUCAGUGAGGGCAGUGAGGGCUUCGGUAUGCUCUGACUCUCCCAUCACUCGCACUGUGGUUCCACUUGUACAAGAGGAGACCAGCACUGCCCACUCCAGUGCACCGGUUUCCUGCAUUAAUCAGCAUUUAACAGUGGGCUUCUUGGGAUGAGAAUUCCCCCCAAACUCCCUACGAAUACUCUCUCUGAACGAGAGGCCGUUCCAGGAAGUCCCAGAAGGCUGUCGUGAAAAUGGAACUCGAUCAUUUGAACUCCAGUGCUACUGUAUAUAAAAUAGCUCGCUUUUGUAAAAUAAAAAAAUAAAAAAUAGGACACCAGGAACUGCUGAAAAAGGCGAGGUUUGGUUUAGUUGUAUUUCUUAAUGCUAAAGUUUGCUUAGUUUUAUAUGUUUGAAAGACAAAAGAUGCUAGAGCAAAGGCCUGGACUAUUACUUUAUAACUGCUUCUUUUGCAUUUUGCAAACUGAGGAACACUUAAGUGCAACAGCGGCCUACGAGUGAUGUGCACUUUGGCCUUAAUUGAUCAGGGACUGAUAUGUGUUUGUAAAUAUAUAAUAUCACUCUUUUAUUCAAAUAAUUGUACAUACUAGUGUGUAUACAUAGGUUUUCAUCUCAUUACCUUUUUUGGUUUGACUUUUAAGGAGAAGGGAUUUCUUUAUUGUUGCACGUUUGAUGGGUUGCAAGUUUGUAUAUUUUCUAUCAGUUUUUUUUUCAUCUCCAAAGCGAAUGGGUUUUAAAAGAAGCCAAGUAAUUUCUAUUGUUUAAGAAUGUUUUUAAUGUAUUGUUUCUUGAAACAAAUAUUUGUGUUGACCCAUACUGAUGAAAAUAUGUUUGUCUGAAGUGGUAAAUAUUUUUGUUAUGUUUUAUAACCUGCCUUAUUUAUGCCCUUUGCCUCUGAUUGUAUCCAGCGAGGUGCGUAGGUGAGAGAAGCAUAGCCGACAGUAGUAAGUAAUCCAGUUGGUGUAUUAUGGCAUUUCUACUACUACAUGCAGGGGUCACUGUGGAUGUUGGGUAGAGGAUAUAUAUAACACACAUUUUGUUAUAUAUGCUGUAUCCUUUUUAUACUUUUUCAUUCACAGCCUUUUUAUGGGUUUACCUCGGAAUCUCCUAUGCCACCUAUUCAUCCUCUGACAAAGGUGCAUAUGUGCUCAAGCACACAUAUGGUAAAGCAUACACAUCCAGUUUGUUCAUAGCGGCCUCCUUCCUGUCCUGUAACCUCUAGCCAUUCGAACUCACUGGUCAGUAAACUGAAGCAUUAUAUUUGUUUUGUUUUUAUGUAAAUCUUUUUAUUUUUAAUCCUUAAUUAGUAUCGUCAAUAUCCUGAGCCAACAGUUGUUCCCCCCCCCCCCCCCCCCCCCCCCUUUCCUGUUCAUAAAUGUGUAGCAAUUAUUUUGCUGUUCCAGUUAACAUUUUUAGUAGCCAUUUUGUAAUAGUGUGUGCUGCCAGUCAGAGUGUUUGUAAAGCAUUUAAGACAGUUCAUGUUUAGACUACGAAGCAAAAAUUUGAAUUUGAUUUGAAUAUGUUCAUGUUCCCCACCGAGCACUUUGGGUCCAGUUUCACUUCUUACAAUAUUUUCACAGUUGGCGGUAAAAUCACUAGGGAUUUAAUUUCAUUGUUGUUGUUGAAGGGCACAUUUUGACUAGUUGCUGCAGUUAGGGAUUAACUGGGUUGGCUGACUGAAGCUAACACAGUGUCCGCUGAGUUUUGAUGAGAAUUUGCUUGUGCAUUAGAUUACCUUUUACGGUGUUAUGAGGUUUAUAAGAAGGCUAAUGGAUUUGUGAUUGUUUGGGUUGUGCAAUGUUGACCUGAGAACAGUGAAAACGUGCUUAUGGAAAUGUUUAAUUAAGGGUGUGUUUUCAACACCAAUACCAAUGGCUGAUAUCAUAUUUACAAGAAGUAAAAGUAGUUUACAUGUGUUAGUUUUCAUUAGAUAUGACCAUUAUAAACCAAAAUGAAGGAGGUCUGUCCUGUAGUUUUAUGUUCUUGUUUAAUGUUUUGCUUUUCAUGAGCAUCUACUAUUCUGUUUUAUAUUUGGAUUGUUUCUGGUUUAGAUGGCCUGAGCGCAACUUUUAGCAAUGUAGAUAUUGUGAAAGAUAUUUGACUUUAAAGCUGGGAUACUUUUGUUUUUUUAAUGGCGAGCUGACGAGUGUUUGAGAUUCUUCUCACUGAAGUUCUUUUUUGUUUAUGGGAAUAAAAAUGAUGGACU
Molecule: messenger RNA, 5541 nt
Organism: Etheostoma spectabile (orangethroat darter)
Lineage: Eukaryota; Metazoa; Chordata; Actinopteri; Perciformes; Percidae
Gene: arel1
Product: apoptosis resistant E3 ubiquitin protein ligase 1
Exons: 22
Coding region: 315-3374 (1019 amino acids)
Biological process (GO): ubiquitin-dependent protein catabolic process; negative regulation of apoptotic process; protein polyubiquitination
Cellular component (GO): cytoplasm; cytosol
Molecular function (GO): ubiquitin protein ligase activity
Source: RefSeq, a predicted model, not a curated record